CCAUCGUGAUUCUGUCGUGUCCUGCGGUCAUUCUCACACACAUCUCUAUAUCCAUGACUUUGCGUCAACAUGCCCCUCCCAUCAUUUGUCGAAACUGUACUGAAGGGGAAAAAAAAGUGUGUGUGUGUUGGAACAGAAUGUGGAUGCCAUGAUAGGCGUGGAGGACCUGAGACAAUGACUAACAGUAUCUCAUAUGAGCCAUACAGGUGGGACGAUAGGAAAACUGUGGGAGGCAAAUCAAGAUUUAGGAAAUAGCACUGGGUGGGAAGGUAACACUGAGGGGUCUUUUUGAAUGGAAGUAGCUAUUCUCAUAGAGCAACAUGCUAUCUUCUAAACCAAGUCACAAUGGAUGAAAAAAAAAUGUGAUGUACUCUGGAACAGGUCACUUGUUUGUCUAUGUUCAGCUUCAAAGCCCUAAAGCUAAAGCACAACCUGGGAAAAACCAAGUGUGUGACACUACCCACAGAGAAAAUGAAGAAGAGGAAUGGGACAAGUUCAGUCUUGCCCCUAACCACGUAUUUCUCUCCACUCUUCAUCUCUUUGAGACCACACCCAGUGACUGAAUUCCUUUUAAGACCUUGCCUCAUACUCAACAUCUUCAGAACAGACUAAAUCUUAAAUAGUUCAGACAAACAACGACUUCGGAAUCAAAAGGUUAACUCAAAGGAAAAGCGUCUCACUUCAGAACAAGAAAAGAGCACCAAUUUUAGAGCAUGGGUUCUGUUGGUGUGCACAUUGUGUGUGUGGGCUUGGGGAUCCUGGGCCUCAUCGCUGGGAUCGUUACCUGCAUUGUUCCAAAAUGGAAGGUGUCAGCCUUUGUGGGGAAUAACAUUGUGACUGCUCAGUCUCAGAAUGAGGGCAUCUGGAUGUCAUGCGUGACGCAGAGCACGGGCCAGCAGCAGUGCAAGCAGUACGACUCGAUGCUCAUCCUGAGCUCCGACCUGCAAGCAGCCCGCGCCAUGACCAUCAUCGGCGGCCUGGUCCUCGUCCUCGCCCUGCUCAUCCUCUUCGCCGGCUCCGACUUCACCACCUGUGUGCAGAAUGAGGACGCCAAGCCCAAGAUGUGCCUGGUGUCUGGAAUCAUGAUGCUGGUGAGCGGCUUACUCCUCCUUGUGCCCGUCAGCUGGUCGGCCCACACCACCGUGACCAAUUUCAACAACCCGCUGGCCAUGGAUUCCCAGAAGAGGGAGCUGGGAGCCUGCAUCUUCAUCGGCUGGGCCGGAGGCAUCCUGCUGCUGCUGGCCGGGGGUCUCCUCUGCUGCUUCAGCCGCGUCUCUGGAGGCUCUGGGUCCGGAAGCACCGCCAAGUACUACAGCAAUGGCGCCUCAGCACCCAAUUACGUCUAGAGUCAUCGGGCCUAUGUGUGUCAAAUAUGGAGGGAGCGAGGUUGUUUAGUGUUUGUAUUCGUGUGAGUGUCUGCGUCUGCUAGCAAGAGUGUUGCUCGUCAGGGGAAAAACAGAUUAGCUAAUAAGGAAGGACAGACAGGGGGGCAUAUUUUCUGAGCGCAAAAGCAAGGCCAGGGGAUGAAUAUUUUCAAAGCUAUGAGUUGCUAAAGCAGAAUUAUCUCAAGAGACCUACAUUAUAUUCAAGUUCUAAGUGGAGAUUGGGAGUACAUGUGGGUAGGGUUGCUUUUCAAAACUGAUGUAUAAGGCUGUUUUUAGUAUAUGUCUUCUCAGUCAUCAAAGGACAGUGUUGAAAGCUGACUCCUUUUUUGGACAACAUGUCCUGAAACAAAAUGUUGAUAGGAACUGUAUCAAUGCACGAUUCUCUGUAGUGUGGUGGGUCUGACUAUUCUGGAUUUGAACGUGAUCAGCUAGAUGUAAUUGGACAGAAUGGCACAUACAGGCAAGCUGAUGCCCAGUGUUGUAUUAGCUGAUCUUCCUCAGGUCAUUUUUUUUUUAUCUCAAUCGUCCAUAACAUUUCCAGUUUAGUCAUUUAAAAUUACCAGCUACCAAAGUCAAUUUAAUUUGGCAGCUGUUCAUUCAGGAAUCUGAUCUGAUGAUGUGUGUAUAUUCAUGUGUAGUAAAUCAGUAGAUAUCAGUAAAAAAAAAACCUUGAUAGCAUAAUUAGUAUUAGCGGUAGUGAGCAGUAGAAACUGUUCUGACCAUGAAACCAUAUCCAUGAAACUAAUGCAUGUAAAAUUCAACAAAUAUCAUGACAAUUUUAAUUUUAAUAAAAAAUGUUUCUGAUCAAA
Clupea harengus (Atlantic herring) is the source of this 2194-nucleotide messenger RNA. It is a transcript of the gene cldni, whose product is annotated as claudin i. Gene Ontology annotation, cellular component: bicellular tight junction; membrane. NCBI's taxonomy places the organism in Eukaryota, Metazoa, Chordata, Actinopteri, Clupeiformes, Clupeidae. Gene Ontology annotation, molecular function: structural molecule activity. The record is from RefSeq and is a predicted model, not a curated record.